This is a messenger RNA of Cucurbita pepo subsp. pepo (vegetable marrow), 924 nucleotides long. The record is from RefSeq and is a predicted model, not a curated record. Lineage: Eukaryota; Viridiplantae; Streptophyta; Magnoliopsida; Cucurbitales; Cucurbitaceae.
AUGAGCCAAAGUGAUAGCAUUUGGGGAAAGGUUCAGCUGAAAUCGUCUCCUGAGAAGUUCUAUGGGUUCUUCAGGAACCAUAUGGGCGAAUUGGUCCAUAUGUUCCCUGAUCACUUCCAGAGCUUCCACUUUUUGGAAGGACAAAACUUCGACGAUGGGAGUGUUGUGCAAUGGAAAUACCACCUUGGAUUUCCAGAAGCAGCAAAGGUACGGAUGAGAGUUAUGGAUGAAGCAAGGACCAUAAUUUAUGAAGUUGUUGAAGGAGAUGCACUAAAGCAUUACAAAGCUUUCAGAGUAAAACUUGAAACUGUUAGUGGAGACUUAAACAAAGUGGGAGCAAACUUUGCAAAAUGGACAAUUGAGUAUGAAAAGGCACAUCAAAACGUAGCUUCACCAGAAACCUACCUGGAAUUGGCUCUCCAAGUUACCAAAGGUUUAGAUGCUUAUCUUUAUCGGAACAAAAUGAGCCAAAGUGAUAGCAUUUGGGGAAAGGUUCAGCUGAAAUCGUCUCCUGAGAAGUUCUAUGGGUUCUUCAGGAACCAUAUGGGCGAAUUGGUCCAUAUGUUCCCUGAUCACUUCCAGAGCUUCCACUUUUUGGAAGGACAAAACUUCGACGAUGGGAGUGUUGUGCAAUGGAAAUACCACCUUGGAUUUCCAGAAGCAGCAAAGGUACGGAUGAGAGUUAUGGAUGAAGCAAGGACCAUAAUUUAUGAAGUUGUUGAAGGAGAUGCACUAAAGCAUUACAAAGCUUUCAGAGUAAAACUUGAAACUGUUAGUGGAGACUUAAACAAAGUGGGAGCAAACUUUGCAAAAUGGACAAUUGAGUAUGAAAAGGCACAUCAAAACGUAGCUUCACCAGAAACCUACCUGGAAUUGGCUCUCCAAGUUACCAAAGGUUUAGAUGCUUAUCUUUAUCGGAACUAA